CCCCGCCCACGCACACAUGACCCGGGUCACGUGACGGGAAACCUGUUACUACGCCCCACCCCCUUGCAGACCGUCAGGCUUCUCGGCUAAACGGAGGGAGGCUAGCAGUUAGCUUUAACUGUCAAGACGGCGAGAUGAGUUUCCUGGGAGGAUUGUUUGGGCCGGUAUGCGAGAUAGAUGUGGUGCUGAAUGAUGCGGAGAACAGAAAAACCGCCGAGUUGAAGACAGAAGAUGGAAAAGUGGAGAAACACUACCUAUUCUAUGAUGGGGAGUCAGUGUCUGGAAAGGUGAAUCUAAAUGUAAAGCAGGGAGGGAAGCGUCUGGAGCAUCAGGGCAUCCGCAUCGAAUUCGUUGGCCAGAUAGAGCUGUUCUCUGAUAAGAGCAACACCCAUGAGUUUGUGGACUUGGUGAAAGAGCUGGCUUUGCCCGGAGAACUAGCCCAGAACAGAAGCUACGACUUUGAGUUCAUGCAGGUGGAAAAGCCCUACGAGUCCUACACCGGAGCAAACGUCAGGCUAAGAUAUUUUCUCCGGGUGACAAUAGUUCGCCGUCUGUCUGAUUUAGUGAAGGAAUAUGAGUUAAUUGUUCACCAGCUGGCCACUUAUCCAGACGUAAACAACUCCAUCAAGAUGGAGGUCGGCAUUGAAGACUGUCUUCACAUCGAGUUUGAAUACAAUAAAUCCAAAUACCACCUGAAGGACGUGAUCGUUGGGAAGAUUUAUUUCCUCCUGGUCAGGAUCAAGAUCCAACACAUGGAGCUGCAGCUCAUCAAGAAGGAGAUAACAGGCAUUGGUCCCAGUACUACCACAGAGACAGAAACGGUUGCAAAAUAUGAGAUCAUGGACGGCGCUCCAGUUAAAGGAGAAUCGAUUCCAAUCAGACUUUUCCUUGCAGGAUAUGACUUGACACCCACCAUGAGGGAUGUUAAUAAGAAGUUCUCCGUCCGCUACUUUCUCAAUCUGGUGCUGGUGGACGAUGAGGACAGGAGAUACUUCAAACAACAGGAGAUUGUUUUGUGGAGAAAAGCUCCAGAGAAGCUGAGGAAAAGAAACUUCCACCAGCGCUACGAGUCGCCCGAGCCCAGGAGCCAGCCUGUCUCCGCGGAGCAGCCGGAGAUGUGAGGGGCCACGCCUAGAAAAACUGAGAACACACGCAAGCGCAUCACAGCUCCUCCCUUCGGAACAGCCAGGGGGUGUGAGGGCUGACCCCGCUCUCUCCAUGGACCGAGAAAUGUCUGUAAACACAAAUACACAUAAGUUAUCCUUCCGACAUCCCCUAGCCCCCCAGAAAACCCUGCUCACCACUUCACAGCUUCGGACGUGAGCUGCCACCAUUUCCACUCUCCGCCAGAGCUGAAACACACAAACAGAUGCGCACAAAAAAAAAAAAAAAGCAACAAUACAAGUCUGCUGAAUAUCGACGGUAAACGGUAAAGUGAAAAUCAGCCCAGUUAGAAAACACAAUGAGAUGACCAAGUAAAUUCCAGCUCCCUGGAUUAUGAACACACCCAAGCACGCAUCCACGAAGCCAUACAGCCUCAGUCUGCUGAACCUGCAACCUAACCAGGAAGUAAAAGGAAGAGGCUGCUCAGACCUGCAGACUCCCUUCACGAUCAACAGCUUCUCUUGGCUUUUGUCUGAUUCUGGACUUUCUUUCACACGUUUCCCCACACCUUACACAAAAGCAAGGCCGUCCAGAGUCCGCAUGAGCUGCUCUGGACACGAAAGGCUUCAAAGACCGGAAGAGGCGGCGCCGCGAGGGGACGCUGCUCUGUAUUUAUGUACACUACCUGACUGUGAGCUGCUGUUCGCUGAGCUGGAGAGUCGAGGAUUUCACAGUUAACCUGUUUUAUUACUACAAACAUGUUGCAGCGGUUCACCGACUUACACGCAAGCGUUCUGCUUUUAAUUGGGGAGUCAAGUGCAAUAAGUGUCCACAACAACAUAAGCCCCCACCCCCCACGCUGUACUCCUGACUUGAAAGAAAACCAUUUCACCUUUGUGUCUGUGUUUGCCACACACAAUAUAUACACAAUAUGUGAAACCUUUUGUAGUAUGAUUUAUCUUAGGGGGAUUUAAUUAGGUCAGAUAGGUUGGUUUUCUUUCUGUCUGAGGAACAAAUUUGAAAAAGCACUUCACAUAACCGAUGAAUAAACAUUUCACUCUCUUAAGAUAAACACAUCAAAUGUCUAUUGUUAUAACAGGAAGUUUGUAACGUUAAAUGCAUUUAAAGUGAAAGUCUGGGCACGGCGUGCUUGGUCCUCGCCGGUGCCAUUUCUGACUGAAAUACUGUAUAUUUGCUAUGGUGGCAUCGGUUUGCUCAUAUUGUAGAGAUAAAAGGCGUUUUCAGAGGGUCAGUGCAGAAUUUCUAAUAACUUUGACUUCAUUAUAGUGAAGGUCUGUUGUGUUCACCUUUUUUUUUUUAUUUCCUGCCAGCUGACCAGUCCCUCAGUGUAAAACACUUCUCAUUUAGUUUCAGCAGCUCAAAGAUAGACGUGGCAGUAGUGCAGCCGCUCUCGCCUGAUAAACAUCUUCCCGUUGUUGCUGUGUAGCUGCUAGCCUGAACGAUCAGCCUGUAUAUUUAACUGAUAUUGUUAGUCUUCAGGGGUAAAGCUUUUUGAGCCCACCGGUUCGAUAUAAUCAGAAUAAUAAUGUAAUAAACGGUUUAUGGCUUCUAUUUUAACCACGGGAAGGGAUGUACUUUCCAUAUACUGUAAAUGCAACAAGGCUCCACUGUGAUGCUCAGACCUGCGGUUUAGGUCUCGCUUUAAUGACACUGUUACCGGUCCCAUGUGAUGGUUGCCUCCAGCUCUGAUCUGUGGACAGUUUGCACUUUGCUCUUCAGUGCUGUACUCGGUGUUGAAGGGGCAUGUUUCCUGAAAGUUAUCAUCGCUCAAGGAACAACUUCACCUCAGAUUUUCUGAGUCUUUUUUUUCUUUUCAUUACACACUUUAAUUCAAUCUUUGGUUAUUUAUUUUUCCAUCUUUCACAUUUUGACAAUGGCUGCAUUAUUGGGGGGUGGGGGGGCAUAUUAACAAUGAAUCUACAGACAAAUCUACAGUUCAGGUUUUCUCUGUCCUUUUAUUCUAGUUUGAACCUGUAAUCUGUGUGUAAUUUAUUUAAAAAAAAAAAGUUUUGUUUUUUUGAUGAGUGUUUUGGUAGGAUUUGUUGGGUUUUCUUUGUGGUCAGAAGUUGUGGGGAAAAAACACUUCGAAGCCAACGGUUUCUUUGUCUUCUGCAUGUUUGUCCGCUCAUGUCAUGGUGUGACUGUGUGUAUGAGAUAAUGUGUAUAUAUUCUAUACACCCAACCCAAAUAUAUAGCUAAAAUGAAUCAUGAAUAAAGCAGAUUUAUACUAAACUUAGUUUCAAAAA
This is a messenger RNA of Fundulus heteroclitus (mummichog), 3371 nucleotides long. It is a transcript of the gene vps26a, whose product is annotated as VPS26, retromer complex component A. The transcript has 9 exons. The coding region runs from base 135 to 1121 and encodes 328 amino acids. Gene Ontology annotation, biological process: retrograde transport, endosome to Golgi; intracellular protein transport. Gene Ontology annotation, cellular component: retromer complex; endosome. NCBI's taxonomy places the organism in Eukaryota, Metazoa, Chordata, Actinopteri, Cyprinodontiformes, Fundulidae. The record is from RefSeq and is a predicted model, not a curated record.